AUGUUUGAUCGCUGCCCUGACCAUAACUCCGCCCCAACCGUAAGGACUGUGCUGCAGAACGGAAAAGAGAAGGAAAGGAAAGAAGGGAAAGAGUAUAUGAAAGAAGAAAUAAAAAGUAAGACACAAACUAAGAAGAAAAGGGAAGACCUGACAAAAGAGGACGAAUGGAAUAAGGAAAAGGUAAAUAAAGAGAAGAAAGAGAAAGAAGGGAUGAAAAAAAAAUAUAGAGAGAAAAGGAAAGAAAAAGGAAGCAGAUCAACUGAAAGAAGAAAAGACAGAAAAGAUGAAAGAAAGAUGAUAAAAAAAAGAAAGAAAUCAAAGACCAACAGUAGAAAAAUAUUCAAAACAAAGUGA
Mercenaria mercenaria is the source of this 354-nucleotide messenger RNA. RefSeq lists its product as uncharacterized. Lineage: Eukaryota; Metazoa; Mollusca; Bivalvia; Venerida; Veneridae. The record is from RefSeq and is a predicted model, not a curated record. The coding region runs from base 1 to 354 and encodes 117 amino acids. The transcript has a single exon.